UUGCAGAUACUGGGAGGAAAAUGGCAGUGAUAAAGAUUUUUUUGAGAUCCAUCAUCCCGAGCUGUUCAAAGGGUGUUGUGAAACCAGAAGGCAAGCCAAAGAAGGAAGAUUCAAAGCAAAGUUCAAUGACAAGGUUUGCCAUGUUAGACUUAAGUUAUCCAAGCUCCAUGUUUUCGGAAGAUUUGUCGACGUCGCUCGUCGGUUCCAAUCUUCAUGUGUUUACGCUUGGGGAGCUAAAAGUAAUAACACAGACCUUUUCAUCGGCUAAUUUUCUGGGUGAAGGUGGGUUUGGAAAGGUUCAUAAAGGGUUCAUUGAUGACAAGCUUAGGCCUGGGUUGAAAGCUCAUCCUGUGGCUGUUAAAAACCUGGAUCUAGAAGGCCUGCAAGGACACAGAGAGUGGCUGACUGAAGUGAUCUUUCUUGCACAAUUGAGUCAUCCGCAUCUGGUGAAGCUGAUAGGAUAUUGUUGCGAAGAAGACAAUAGACUACUGGUGUAUGAAUAUAUGCCUAGAGGCAGCUUGGAGAAUCAGCUAUUCAGAAGGUAUUCGGUUUCUCUUCCAUGGGCGACCAGGAUGAAAAUUGUUCUCGGAGCUGCCAAGGGUCUUGCUUAUCUCCAUGAAGCAGAAAAACCAGUCAUUUACCGAGAUUUCAAAGCAUCAAAUAUCUUGUUAGAUUCUGAUUACAAUGCCAAGCUUUCGGAUUUCGGUCUCGCCAAAGAUGGUCCUGAAGGGGAUGACACGCAUGUUUCCACCAGGGUUAUGGGUACACAAGGUUACGCUGCCCCUGAAUACGUCAUGACAGGUCAUUUAACGGCAAUGAGCGACGUGUAUAGCUUCGGAGUGGUACUGUUGGAGCUUUUAACUGGGAGGAGAUCUUUAGACAAGAACCGUAGCCCAAGAGAGCAGAACUUGGUAGAAUGGGCAAGGCCGAUGUUGAAUGAUCAUAGGAAACUUGGCCGGAUAAUGGAUCCGAGACUCGAAGGAUCAUACUCGGAAACAGGGGCACGAAAGGCGGCUGCAUUGGCCUAUCAAUGCCUUAGCCAACGCCCAAAGCAAAGACCAAAAAUGUGUGAUGUGGUCCAGACAUUGGAGCCACUUCAGGACUAUGAAGAUAUCCCAAUUGGUCCCUUUGUUUAUACUGUUCUAUCCGAAAGUGGAUCACAAAAGGAGGACAACGACAUUAAGGAAAGUGAACCAAAAAAGGAGUUAAAGAAAGAUCAUCAAAGACACCACAAACUCCAUCAUGGACAUCGGCAUCAAAACAGGUCGCCGAGGAUGUCUCCGAUCCACUUGAAAAGCAAGGGGGCAUAAGAGUAUAGAUUAGUA
This is a messenger RNA of Hibiscus syriacus, 1325 nucleotides long. RefSeq names its product serine/threonine-protein kinase RIPK-like. The transcript is spliced from 4 exons. Gene Ontology annotation, biological process: protein phosphorylation. The record is from RefSeq and is a predicted model, not a curated record. Gene Ontology annotation, molecular function: protein kinase activity; ATP binding. The coding region runs from base 21 to 1310 and encodes 429 amino acids. Lineage: Eukaryota; Viridiplantae; Streptophyta; Magnoliopsida; Malvales; Malvaceae.